Messenger RNA from Vicia villosa (hairy vetch), 864 nucleotides. RefSeq names its product large ribosomal subunit protein uL29c-like. Lineage: Eukaryota; Viridiplantae; Streptophyta; Magnoliopsida; Fabales; Fabaceae. Gene Ontology annotation, molecular function: structural constituent of ribosome. The record is from RefSeq and is a predicted model, not a curated record. Gene Ontology annotation, biological process: translation. The coding region runs from base 1 to 591 and encodes 196 amino acids. The transcript has 2 exons. Gene Ontology annotation, cellular component: ribosome; chloroplast.
AUGAAGGGGAUAGAUAGGGUGUGGAUAUUAUCUUCAAACAUUACAUACAUUUUCUGUUCAUACGAUAAACCAAAGAGCAGAGGAGAAAACGGAAACAAAAUGCUGAGCCUCUCCGUUACUUCACCAUCUUCUUCAACACUUUCCUUUCUUCCCAAACCCUUACAAUUCAAAACCUCCUUCAAUGGCACUCGACUACUCCAACCUAGCACUUGCACAAUUCCAGCGACGAAACGCACCGCUUUGGUCCCAGUGAGGAUGGCAAAGAGAGAGGAGCAAUUGAAGGAAAUUAGAACUAAAACUAUUGAAGAAAUCAACGAAGAGGUUGUUACCCUUCAAGGCGAGUUAGUCAUGCUUACUCUCGAGAAAGCUGUUCGCAAUGAGUUUAAAUCCAGUGAUUUUCGGAAAAUGCGCAAGACGAUUGCUCGCUUGCUUACUGUAAAGCGGGAAAGAGAGAUUGAGGAGGGCAUCGGUAGGAGGUUGUCCAGAAAGCUAGAUAAAAAGUGGAAGAAAAGCAUUGUUGUAAAACCACCUCCAUCUUUAUUGAGGUAUCGGGAGGAGGAAGCAGCUGCAGAAGCCGCGGAAGCUGAGUAGGCUGCAUGAACAGAUUAAAUAUGCAAGUUAUAGAGUUAAUUGGUUAAAAGCGUUGUUAAUCUUUUGUUUUUAUGGUUUUGCUGGAGGUUGUCAUCUCAUUGUGUAGUGUAAUAGUAUCUUAUUUGCAGUAACCUACAUUUCUUCCUGCCCUAAUGUUUUAUGCUUGUAUUUUGUAAGAAAAGAGACAAGAUUAUGAAAAUCAUGGUUCACUGAUCGCAUCAUAUUCCUGCACUCAUUGAAACAAUUUAUAUGCAACAGAGUUCUAGACUUAAA